Jaculus jaculus (lesser Egyptian jerboa) is the source of this 5590-nucleotide messenger RNA. RefSeq names its product synaptojanin 2 binding protein (gene Synj2bp). Gene Ontology annotation, molecular function: protein binding. Bases 117 to 554 code for a protein of 145 amino acids. The transcript is spliced from 4 exons. NCBI's taxonomy places the organism in Eukaryota, Metazoa, Chordata, Mammalia, Rodentia, Dipodidae. The record is from RefSeq and is a predicted model, not a curated record.
CCCGCCGGGAAACCGAAGAGUUAUGCUCGGAAUUGGUUUCCGAGCUUGAUUCACCUUCCCCGGCGCUAGAAUUCCCCAGCUGACCCACGGAGGAAGCCAGGAGAAUCGAGUCCACCAUGAACGGAAGGGUGGAUUAUAUGGUCACCGAGGAAGAGAUCAAUUUGACCCGAGGACCCUCAGGGCUGGGCUUCAACAUCGUCGGUGGGACAGAUCAGCAGUAUGUCUCCAACGACAGUGGCAUCUACGUCAGCCGCAUCAAAGAGGAUGGGGCUGCGGCCCGGGAUGGGCGGCUCCAGGAGGGUGAUAAGAUCCUCUCGGUAAAUGGCCAAGACCUAAAGAACCUGUUGCACCAGGACGCUGUAGACCUCUUUCGUAAUGCAGGAUAUGCUGUGUCCCUGAGAGUGCAGCAUAGGUUGCAGGUGCAGAAUGGACCUGUCGUGCAUCGAGGUGAAGGCGAGCCAGGCGGUAUUCCUGUAGCUGUGGUUCUGCUGCCAGUGUUCGCCCUUGCCAUAGUAACAGCCUGGGCCUUGAUGAGGUACCGGCAACGGCUUUGAAAGACUUGCCGUCUUCCAGUGUGCCCAGUGAACUUACAUUUUACCGUCCCUCCCUUCCAUUCUCCCUUAUCUUUCCCUCUCUGCAUAGGCAAGACAUGAUUUAAAGUGACUAAUUCUCACCCCAAACCUUGUUGUUCAAAAUCUACAAGGCUUCAGAUUCUAAUGGGAGAGUAAAGGUAUUAUUUGAAGGAAAGAUGAAGAAAACCCUUGCUUAGAACAAACAAGGAGUUACAUAUUUUACUAAAACUGCCAAUGGGAAGUCAGCUACCACCCAAAGAGGGAAAGAUCCAGUCUUCUGUCACCAGAGGUGAUGUCUUUUGCUUAGCUGGAAUGCUUUGAAGGCCAGCUGUAUUACAUGAGAGAAGAGUGGAUUUUUCUUUUUAAUGCUUUUCCUUGAGAAGUAUUUGUGGCCUUUAAUUUGUAAUGACAUACCUGGAUGCCUAUACUGGACACAAGAGAAUGAACAGAGUUUUUUACUUUCUUACAAAAGCAAAUCCGUAUAUCCAUACAUACACAUAUGCAUAUAAGAUAGUAAAGCAUUGAUACCUUAUGGGGAAUUAAAGAGGUUAGAAAACUGCACUGGUUCCCAGGCUUCUGAGGGGACACUCUUUUGGGGGUUGUAUCAUAUUCCUUCUUGUAUGUGUCAAAAUUCAUACUGAACAGUGAGUUUGGGUUGUAACAAGAAUUUAUUUUUGCACCUGUCUUUGUCCACAUGUUAAGCAGAAACACAAGUGCUACUAAGGGAUGAUCUUAAUUCCUUCUUGUCUAUAUCAGAACUCAUAUUGAGCAAUGGAUUCUGGGUUAUAAAAGAAUGUGUUUGCACCUGUCUAUAAGUUUUUCUCUACAAGCUGCACAGAAACAUCCACAAAUGAUAGUAAAGGAGGAUCUUAAGUGAAGACCAUCAGGAGCUGUGGGGAGAGAUUGUAUAGUGGGAGGUCAUCUUUAAGAGACUGUCCAGUGAAGCUCACCUGAAGAACAGCAACAGAACGACUGACUGAACCCGUAGUGAGCAAAAGUACUUUGCACAGUAGCUAUGGUGGCAGUGCAGGAAACUGUCAUCAAACAUCUGCUGAAGGUGAUCUGUUAAGAAAAAAUUGAGUUAAAAGAGAAAUGUUACCAGGCUCUGGUCUGCCCAGUGGCUUGUGUGGCAGUUCACAGAGCUAUGAAAGGAUCAGCUGGGAUGGCUGUGGUCAGGCCAAACCAAGCCACCAAGACUACUGAGAAGACCAAGAUCCCACCUCUGAGGUGGCCCCUGUGCCCUGUAGGCUACUGAGCAAUGUCUAGCAGUAGGCAGGCAAAUGCAGAGAGAAGGAACUGCCUCCCUGGUAGGACAGACCCAAAGUCAGCUCUGCUGCUUUGGUUAAAAUGAGAAGGCCUGGAUUGCUGGUGUUUGUUUUUUUCUUUUUCUUUAAAGUAUGUAAACACUAUAACUUCAAUAAGUUAAUGAGCCAUGUUUUUCAGAGAAGGAGAAGAAACGAGUGUUGCUUGUUUUAGAGAAUACGGAAAUUUGGUGCGUGUUCUCUGAGAGGAGCCUAGGGAUAGACUAUAGAUGACUGGAUGCUACAGAAUACCAGGAAUAUCAUUGAGAUGGGGACCAUCCUCCCCAUGUGGUAUUUAAGUUGUCUUUAAAGCACUGAGGAUAGGGAAACUAAGGCUAAUUUUCCUGGCUUUGCGAAAAUAAUUUUCAUCCUUCAACUAUGCUGGUCAGGCUAAGCUUUAUCUUAUUUCAACAUUGGAUUUUUUUUCCCCUAAGGCAAUAAAUUAUUUCCAGUGUUUAACAUGGGCAAUCUAGCAAAUGCUGGUUAGACAUUAGUUUUGUCAAGACACUUGUACAAAGAAAAGAAAUAUAUAGAUUUCAUCCUAAAAAGUCUUUUGGUUCCAGUUAGGGCAAACACUUGAGAUGGAAUUAGCCACAUAAGUAGGACAGCAUAGGCUGGUGUCAUGUUUUACUGCACAUAGCAAAAGAGAAUAGCUACUCAAAAUUGGGAUACUUAAGGAACAGGACAAUGUAGGGAUCCUGUAGAAACUCAGAGUCUAGUUAAAAGAAUUCAUAAACAGGUAAAAAGUUAAAAGCAUAUCAUUAGUAAUAGUUAAAAUAGAGUAGUAGUUGGAAAUAGUAAUAAAAAAAAUCUUACCAUGUAGAACAGAACAUGAUGCAUCAACAAAGACGACACGCAGAUAACCAUCACAGGGCUUGGGAAUUUUGUUUAUUUGUUUAGAAUUCAGAAAAAAAAAAAAACCUGUCACAUACUGGCAUAGAAUGAAAAAGGAAGUUUUAAAAACAAAAGGUCCAGUAAGACCUUGUCUUUGGGAGGAACUUGCAUUAAAAACUUAAUAUCUUUUAAUGUGAGCUAUUUGUUCUUUUUAAGACUAUUAUUUAGAUAACAAGAGUCAUUGUAGGUUCCACAGAGAAACAGCAAAACUUACUCUAGUUUACGUCUCAGCCAACUCUCCUGUGGAGGGCCAGCCUCUGGUACUUUACCUCCUCGUACCGAUGACAUGCACAGCAGUUUCUCCCAUAAACUGCUUUCCUUCCAGAAUACACCUCUGAGUUUGGGCAUUCUUGAAAGAUAUUGGGACAUAUAAAGGGAAUCAAAUGUCAAGAAAAAAAAAAAAGCUAUAUUUCCAUAUAGGUAAAUUAAAAAAAAAUUGUCUCUUCAUUGCUAGAAGUUUUGCUUUGGUUGGUAAUAGGGAUUCUGAUGCCCUUAAAUAGUUUGGGUCUCCUUGUAAAAUACAUAGUAUUUAAAGAUCAAAAUGUAUUUUACUCUGGUUCUAUGAAAACUACAAUUAUUGUAGAUGAGGUAUUAGAAUCCAUUAUAACUUGUAAAAAAUUUUGUGUUCCAUAUAGACUGAAUCUAAUAGUCUUACCACUUCCUCGAUUAUAUAUGGUGUUCCUACCACCUAAAUUAUAAUGUUAAAUAUUUUGAAAAUUGAAAGUAUUUUAAGACCCUAUAUUUAAAACAUUUCUUAUAUUUAUUGUGUAUUAUCUAUAAUUCUGAUUACAGUUUGCUUCACUUAUCUCUAUUUUGUUUGCCUGCAAAGCUUUAACUGUGAAUGAGUUCGUGUAAUUCACUGGACCAUCUAGCCAAAGAUAAGGAACUUAAUAUUUAUCAUAUUCUUUGUCAGGGACUGUGCCAAACUGUUUGGUACACUAUUCAUGCCUUACAAUUCUUCAAUCUAAGUACUGCUAUAAAGAGACUGAAGAUGAGAGGAUAAAUUACUUUCCUAAGAUCAUAGAGGUGGUGAUAGAGGCAGGAUUUAAACUCAGGACUUCAGGUGCCAGCAUCAAUAAUCUUGUUGCCAGUAGUUCUCUAAGUGAGGUCUCUGGACAAAAGCAUCAGUAUUACUGGGGAACUUGUUAGGAAAGCAAAUUUCUGGUAUUCGUCCCCUCCUUACCGUGUGAGACACUGAACAGUCUGUUAGUAAUUCCUCCCUUUCCUUCCACCCCAAGGUAACCAAUUCAUGCCAAAGCUUGAGAGUCACCACUUUCUUAGUAUACUGUUUUUCCCUUUUCUGUGGUAAGAAUAACCUGGACAUCUUAUCUCUUAUCUUUGUUUUGAAUGUGUCCACUACAUGAAUUUGUACAAAACAAAACACACUCUACUUCUAUCUUCUCUCUUUGGGAUUUGAAUACAGUAGAAGAACUGGUAGCUGAAGCAUAUUGCAUGCAUCAAGAUUAGAAGGGAAGUUCAUUGAACAAUCAGAGAAAAAUAAUCUAGCCACAUGAGUUGUAAUUCCAGCUGGCUCUAAAUUAGAAAUGUAUGACUUUUGGUGGUAUUUGUUUUGUUUUAAUCACAAAAAUAAGCUAUUGGGAAUACAGAGAAUGAAACAAGUGUCCAUAAACUGUCAAGAAUGUGAACAAUGUAGUUUAAUGUACAGCCAAUAAAGUUUAUUCUACCAACAUUGCACAGAAAUUCUCUCUGUACGAUAUGAAUUUAUUUUUUCUUCAUUCAUAGGAUAAUGCCAACUGUGUGCUAGGUGCUGAAGAUAGGGUGAUAAAUACAAUGUGGUUACUAAGCUGAAGUAGCUUGUAUCUGAAAAUAAAUGGUUUCAAUAUCAGUGUAAUUGUCUACCAUCACUUAGGUGUACAUUUGAGCUCUGAAGCUCUCUACCUCUUGCCUGUGGUAGGUUUAGAGUUGUUUACUAUCCCAUGAAAGCCCUUUUUGAUCUUCCUCUUUUAACUGCAAGUCUUUUUUAGACCAACCCUCACAUCUCAAAGGUAAUUAUGAUGAAAAAAAGACAGUAUUUUAAAGAAUUUACUUCCAGUGGGAGCCAAGAUUUUCAACUGUCAUUGACUCUGUAUGGUGUUAUUUAUAUAUAAAACAAACUACACUAUUUACUGACCUGAUGCAUUUGGUAAUGUAAAAAUUUAUAAAAAAAAGCAUUGCUGCUUCUGAGAAAUCUUGUUACAGUAAGCACUAAAAAUCAUUACUGUAUGUUUUCCUCAUUGGUAGCAUUGUUUCUACAGUGGAAAAAGGAAGAGAAGACUGAAAUAGGUUUUCAAAUGAAAUUUAAUAUAACUAGCCAAGAAAAUGAUUUACAGAAGAAUUUUAUAAAUGUAUUGGUUAAUCACAGGAAACGGGAUGAUCCUUUUUCCUAGUUGGCAGAUUUACAAAUGAAGACACAAAUCCCAUUUUAGUGCUGUGUCUGCAAUGCUGAUUGAAGCGAGUUUAUCACUAGAUACUUGUAUGUCUUACUUUCAAGCUAUGUUAAUUCUUAUACAGUUAUUUUCCUUAUAAACCUUGUUUUGUCUUGCUUUCUUUCUACUUUGAUUCUCAUGUCAUGUUGCAUCCUUAGAUGUGAACAUCACAAAUUAAAUAGAUAUCUGAUAGUUACUUGGUAGACAUGUAGUCAUAAAAUCAUAUCAUCUAAGAAAAUAUCACUGCCAAUUACAAUACAUUAGUGAGGCUGUCAAAAUAUAUGAUAAUCUCAAGCUUUGCUAUUUUAUAUUACAUACAGCAAGUGAGAUAAUAGUGUGUCCAAAAUGCAUAUUGAACUGUGGCAUUCAAUAAAAACUUGUUGAAUUUGUCAUUAAA